Messenger RNA from Marchantia polymorpha subsp. ruderalis, 601 nucleotides. NCBI's taxonomy places the organism in Eukaryota, Viridiplantae, Streptophyta, Marchantiopsida, Marchantiales, Marchantiaceae. The record is from the annotation of a GenBank genome assembly.
CUCGGUGCGUGUUACUGAGAGCAGGUGGAGGAGAGGUCAGCGGUGUGCCGGGUCUUCUGUGUGAGAGCGAAAGAGGGCGAGCGCGGGAGGAAGGAAAGCAAGGUGGGGUUGAUUCUCCAUGAAGUGCAGGGACCGAAUCGAGCUCCAGCGUUCUUGCGCCAAGGCGAGGGAAGCGGAGCAAAGGGGGGUGGCGAAGAGCGGACUGCGCACGGGUAGGAACCAUGUACACCAGAGGAAACUUCGAUAAAGAUGCGCACAUGUCAAUCUUACAAUAGUAGCACUGAAGAUCCGACAAGUGAAGGUGGAUCUCUGUGAAGAAACAAGCAGAAAGUGUUAAGCAUUGUGGCCACGAGAAGGUUUCCACUGUGCAUGCUCGCGUUGUAAUCGCGCACACAGGUACAUCUUGCAUUAUUGGUCGGUUUAUGAAUCAAUUGGCUGUAGUUGAAUUGGAAUCGAAAGGAUUGUUUUGCGAUUAGAACUUAUAAAAACAGGACAAGGUUAUUCGCCCCACUGUGUAUUCAACCUGGCCACGACAGGCCAUGAUGAUCAAGCAGUCUUGGACUACAACUUCCUGGCUUAUAUAGAUAAAUUAAAGAUUUCU